This is a messenger RNA of Closterium sp. NIES-65, 1179 nucleotides long. The record is from the annotation of a GenBank genome assembly. NCBI's taxonomy places the organism in Eukaryota, Viridiplantae, Streptophyta, Zygnematophyceae, Desmidiales, Closteriaceae.
AUGGUCAUGGCUACCCCUAGUGUCCUCGCUUUUGACGCUGAGGGUCGAGCCAUUGACUUUGACGUCUGGGUAGAUGACCUGCAGCUGUUUUUACAGUGUGAUAGGGCAGAUGGUCUCUCACUCUUUGACCUCACCUCUGGCGCUUCUCCUGCCCCUGCUGCUAAUGCCGACGCCACUGUUUGCUCCCAGUGGGCCACGCGCGACGCUGCUGCACGUCUUGCUGUGCGUCGCCACCUCCCUACCUCCGAGCUCACUCGCCUCCCUGACUCCCUUCGCGUAGUCAGGGACCACUUCCUCUCAGUCUGUCCCACCACUCUCACUGUUGACCUCCUCGAGAAGUCCCUCCUAGUGGCUGAGAAGAGCAUAGUCGCUGUAGGGGCCUCUCGUGGUGACCCGCGCACCCCCAUCUUUGAGGGGUGUUCCCCCUCCCCCCUUCUGCCCUCUGUUGCCUCUGCUGCUGCGGCCGACCUCCUUGGUCUUGAGUCGGUCGGUGCGGCGUCUGCCCCUAGCGGGAGACGCCGCUCUGGCAAGGGCAAGGGGGGCAGGGGCACUGGAGGGGCGAGCGGGGGCGGUGGAGGUGGAGGUGGAGGCGGCGGGGGGAGUGGGGGUGGCGGUGGGAGUGGUGGUGGGGGUGGAGGUGUCGGUGGCGGCAGUAGAGGCGGAGGCGACGGCGGCGGUGGCGGUGGGAGCGGAGGUGGCGGAGGUGGCGGCGGAGGAGGAGGCGGCGAAGGCGGCGGUAGAAGCGGAGGCGGCGGAGGCGGCGGAGGCGGCGGGGGUGGCGGUGGAGCUGGUCGCGGGUCUACGCAGAGGAGUGGCUCCGGUGGUGGUCCGCGCCAGCAGCAGCAGCGCGGUCGUGAGACCCUGUCCCCUCAGCAGCUCUGUGAGUGGUACACUGCACGCCAGCGGGGUGGGGGUUUUUGUCCGUGCACCUACGUCCUGCGCACCGGCGACCGUGCGGGUGAGCAGUGUGGGGAUGCGCACCCCACCCAGCGCUGCUUUGGCCGCCUGACGGACGCGUGGCGUCACCAGUUCCCGGAGGCCACAGAGAUCCCUCGCUGGGGCGAGCUGUCUAGGGCGGGUGUUGCCAUCUAUGAUCUUGAUUUUGAUGCUAUUCUUUCUGCCAUGUAUGCUGUGUCUCAGGACCCCCAGAACCAGCACCCCCAGAGUCAGCACCCCUAG